AUGAGGAUGCCCUUUGAUUUCUUGGCCAAACGCUCCACCUUCUCGGGCCAGGCUCUGAUGUCAGUGAGAUCACGGGGCUCAGGUCUCCGGCAGCCGGAGGGAAUCGAGCAGUCUGGAGAUCCCUUACUUUUUAUCACACCUGAUGCAGGUAGUGGCGACGCCAGUAAGAGGCACCAAGCAGACCUCAGGAACCAUCCGUGUACUGCUUCUCCUUCUGUCAGCCCCUUCCAGGGUCCUUCUGAGGAAGAAAUCUAUAGAUCCUCAUGUGCUUUAGGUGCACAGGUCCAAAUUCAAACCCUCUCUCCAGACCAGACACGAAUCGGGGACAAACGCAAACCUGCGGAUGCUGGGUGUGCUAGAAGUGUGCGUGAGUUCAGGGACAGCUUGGACAAGUUCAGGAAGAGAAAUUCUCAAGAACUUCUAAGGAAUGGAGAGUUAGUACUUUAUGGCUUGCUAACUCCUACACAGGUCCCAAAUAAUACUGAAGUAGUUAACCCCAUUAAAGUGAGAAGUUUUCUAGAAGCCAAUGCAGAAGUGCUGACAUCUAACAAUGCUGCUGAGCUACGAGCUUUCCUGGUGGAGUCAUGCAGCAACUGGUCUGACCUGGUUCGUGUUAUCUCAGAUGAAGCAUGCCUGUCACAAGGAGAUCUUUUUGGCACUAGCCGACAAAGUCUCAGAUGCAGCCGGGAACCCAAGCGUUGUGGAUCAGCGAUGUUUGCAGUAUGGAUCACUACUCUUUUUCUUCUCAAUGCAGCCAGAGGAAGGGAAGUUUGCUACAAAAGGCUUGGAUGCUUUACAGAUAGCCCCCCUUGGUCUGGGAUCCCAGGGAGACAACUGGCAGGCUUGCCCAGCUCUCCAGAAGAUGUGAACACCAAAUUCCUUCUUUACACUAGAGACAACAUAAUGAAAUAUCAAAAAAUUUCUGCUACAAAUCCUUCAACUAUCAAAGCUUCAAAUUUCCGAACACACAGGAAAACUCGCUUCAUUAUACAUGGCCAUCUUGUUGGAGCGGACCUCCCCUGGAUAACAAAUAUAUGCAGGUUUAUGUUUCACACUGAAGAUGUGAACUGCAUUUUGACCGACUGGAGAGGUGGCUCUAGUGGCUUGUACACUGAAGCAGUUAACAACGUCCGCAUUGUAGGGGCUGAGCUGGUAUAUCUGGUGAACCUUCUUGAGAAAGACUAUGGCUACUCUCCUGCCAACAUUCAUUUCAUCGGCCAUAGUCUUGGAGCACAUGCUGCAGGGGAGGCAGGGAGAAGGAAACCUGGCAUUGGAAGAAUAACAGGUUUGGAUCCAGCUGGACCCCUCUUCCAGUAUACUCCCACAACAGUUAGGCUGGAUCCUUCAGAUGCAAAAUUUGUUGAUAUAAUUCAUACUCAUGCUGGUCAUCUUUUCUUUGACUUUGCUCCAGGGAUUCUCCAGACUUGUGGCCACCUGGAUUUUUACCCAAAUGGUGGGAAGAAGAUGCCAGGAUGCAAGCAGCUUCGUCUACCUCCUGCAACUCGGAAUAUCAAUGACCUUAUGAGAGAAUAUAGAUCUUUUGGAUGUGGACAUAAAAGAAGCCUCCGGUAUUAUGCCGAGAGUAUUAUCACUCCAAAUGGAUUUGUUGGGUAUCGGUGUGAAACAUACAGAGCUUUUGUAUUGGUCUGUGUUCUGCGGCUGUGGAACCGUGCGGCCAAGCACGUGGCAAGCCCUGGCACUUUGCUGAGGCUCGGCGAGGAAUGCCGUGGUUGUCCACUGUGGCAACCCUCAUUAUCUGGAAGAGGACACUUCUCCAGUCAGCGCCAAACUAUCAACAAGGCUCCUUCAACAGAUUAUGAAAAAUUUGCCCAGCCCACUGCAAAAGCUCUAUUUCCAAAUUAG
Messenger RNA from Haliaeetus leucocephalus (bald eagle), 1863 nucleotides. RefSeq lists its product as uncharacterized. NCBI's taxonomy places the organism in Eukaryota, Metazoa, Chordata, Aves, Accipitriformes, Accipitridae. The transcript is spliced from 13 exons. Gene Ontology annotation, biological process: lipid metabolic process. The coding region runs from base 1 to 1863 and encodes 620 amino acids. Gene Ontology annotation, molecular function: triacylglycerol lipase activity. The record is from RefSeq and is a predicted model, not a curated record.